AUGGUUGCAGACACUCGGCUGUACGACGUUCUAGGCGUCACGCCGGACGCAAGCGAUGCCGAGAUCAAGAAAGCAUACCGGACGCUCGCUCUUCAGCACCACCCGGACAAGCAGUCGUCUUCAGACGGCACACCUGCGGAUUCUUCCCGAUUCCAGGAGAUCCAGCGCGCGUGGGAGACCCUCAGCGAUCCAGAGAAGCGAGAAGACUACGACAACUUCGGCGAGAAGGGAACUGGCGGACGGGGAGGACCAGGAGGAUUCGACGGGGCGGACAUGUUCGACGACUUCUUCGCGGAAAUGUUCGGCGGGAUGGGCGGUCCUCCGCCAGGUAUGGGCGGUGGAGGUGGUCGACCACGGCAACGACGGAAGACGCAGACGGAGCCGUCGGAGUUUGAGCUGCCCGUCACGCUCGAGGAGCUGUACAACGGCGCCAACAAGACGCUCUCGGUCGAGCGGACGCGCAAGUGCGGGCCGUGCGGCGGCAGCGGGGCCAAGCCUGGGCGGCAGGCAAAGCCGUGCAUGAAGUGCAACGGGCAGGGACAGACGUUCGCCAUGCGGCAGAUGGGGCCCUACAUCCAGCGGGUACCGGUGCGAUGCUCGCUUUGCGAUGGACGCGGCAUGAAAGUUCGGGAUCAAGAUGCCUGCAAGAAGUGCAAGGGUGCGCGGACGGUCAAGGAGAAGAAGCGCGUCGAGUUCUACCUUGAGCGCGGGAUGCACUUUGGCGAGACGAUCGUCAUUAAGGAUGAGGGCGACGAGUCGCCCGACUCAUCUUCACCCGGCGACUUGCAUAUUAUCGUCCGACCUUUACCUCAUCCCACCUUCUCCAUCGUCCCUCCGCCCCAUCAUCGCUCCGACCGUCCCGCCGACCUGUCUACAACGCUUUCGCUCACCCUCUCCGAAUCCCUCCUCGGCUUCUCCCGCCUCAUCCUCAUCCACCUCGAUGGCCGAGGCCUGCGAGUCAACCAGCCCGCACCAGGUCAACGGGGCUGGCGCGUCCUCAAGACUGGUGACGAGGUGGUCGUACCUGGCGAGGGCAUGUGGCGCAAGGGGGAGAAGGGCGACCUUAUUCUCAAGAUCGAGGUCGCGAUGCCGGACGAGCAGUGGGCGAUGGGCCUGGCGGAGAAGGGAGGUGUGGACACGCUGAGGGGCUUGCUGCCGCCUCGAAGACCGGACUUGGUCAACACCGUCGAAGACGGGAAGGACGUUGACGACGUCGUCCUCGAGGAGAAGAAGGACAGCGCCGAUGACGACGAGCAGUGGUACCACGGCAAUGGCCGACCGUACGACGAGGACGAGGAAGGUCCUGGCUGCCAGCAACAGUGA
Messenger RNA from Rhodotorula toruloides NP11, 1323 nucleotides. RefSeq names its product protein of heat shock protein DnaJ family. The coding region runs from base 1 to 1323 and encodes 440 amino acids. Gene Ontology annotation, cellular component: cytoplasm. Gene Ontology annotation, molecular function: Hsp70 protein binding. Lineage: Eukaryota; Fungi; Basidiomycota; Microbotryomycetes; Sporidiobolales; Sporidiobolaceae. Gene Ontology annotation, biological process: protein refolding. The transcript has 6 exons. The record is from RefSeq and is a predicted model, not a curated record.